This is a messenger RNA of Conger conger (European conger), 2204 nucleotides long. RefSeq names its product NOVA alternative splicing regulator 2 (gene nova2). The coding region runs from base 696 to 2192 and encodes 498 amino acids. The record is from RefSeq and is a predicted model, not a curated record. Gene Ontology annotation, cellular component: nucleus; cytoplasm. The transcript is spliced from 4 exons. Lineage: Eukaryota; Metazoa; Chordata; Actinopteri; Anguilliformes; Congridae. Gene Ontology annotation, biological process: regulation of alternative mRNA splicing, via spliceosome; mRNA splicing, via spliceosome. Gene Ontology annotation, molecular function: mRNA binding.
GCAAGACUGCAGCAUCUUCAUCUGAGCGGUUCCCAAAAAUCGCAUCUCUUUCCAACAUUUUUUAUCCAUUCUCUGCGUUCUCUCCCUUCCAGACCUUCCUGAAAACCCACCCUAGCCCUUUUGCACCGACCUGCAAGGAAUCUUCAUGCGAGAAUUGAAGAGCACCUAGCAAACAAUAUUUUUGUUUCAUUUCUUUUUCCGUUUUCAUUUACUUCGCCUCUUUGUUGACCACGCAUCAGCACAUAUUUUUGUUUUCUUAUUUUUGUUUACUUAGGCCUUGUUUUCAGUGUUUCCACUGUGAUCGUGUAGCAUCGCCCUGUAUGACGGUAAAAGUGCGAAAAUUAUACCGUGAAAAGCUAUAAUACGUGUGAAGAAAUCGGGGAAAGAUUAAACGUUCUGAAGCUGCACGUUUAGUGACCGGGGAGCAGGGGAGAAAUAAUUUGGGAUUUUUAUAGAUGUGACGUUUCUUCAAUCCAGCACCAAGCAUUGCCUUUGUCGAAUAAGGCUUCAGCAAAUACAUACGGCGUAUCAUUUCGGUGUUUUGAAGAAGGGUGGAUAAAGCGUAAGAGAUCUCUCUCUCGGAAGAGAACGACAACGUCAGAGACGCAUUUCUAAUUCUUUAACGCCCCGCUUAUUCAAGAGCCUUUGUUUCGUGUGUUGCAUUGAGGGAUAACACAGUUUUUAUUCAAGCUGCUAUGAAAAUGAUGGCUGGCGGGGCAGUUCAACAGAACGGGAUUUUCUCGAAUCCUCACCAUCACAAUCAACAGCCACACAUGGAGUCGGAUCCCCCAGAUUCCCGUAAAAGACCGCUGGAGACCCCGACCGAGGCGAGCAGCACCAAGCGCACAAACACGGGAGAGGAGGGCGAGUAUUUCCUGAAGGUGCUGAUCCCCAGCUAUGCGGCCGGCUCCAUCAUCGGAAAAGGGGGGCAGACCAUCGUCCAGCUGCAGAAAGAGACAGGGGCCACCAUCAAGCUGUCCAAAUCCAAAGACUUCUACCCAGGAACGACGGAGAGGGUGUGUCUGAUCCAGGGCACGGUGGAGGCCCUGAACGGGGUCCACAACUUCAUCGCGGAGAAGGUGCGCGAGAUGCCACAGAGCGCCCAGAAGACCGAGCCGGUCAGCAUCCUGCAGCCGCAGACCACCGUCAACCCCGACCGCAUCAAGCAGGCCAAGCUGAUCGUGCCCAACAGCACAGCGGGGCUGAUCAUUGGCAAGGGGGGAGCCACAGUGAAGGCGGUCAUGGAGCAGUCAGGCGCGUGGGUCCAGCUCUCCCAGAAGCCCGAGGGUAUCAACCUGCAGGAGCGCGUGGUGACCAUCAGCGGGGAGCCCGAGCAGAACCGCAAGGCUGUGGAGAUCAUCGUGCAGAAGAUCCAGGAGGACCCCCAGAGCAGCAGCUGCCUCAACAUCAGCUAUUCCAACAUCUCGGGCCCCGUGGCCAACUCCAACCCCACCGGCUCGCCCUACGCCAACUCCGCCGAGGUGAUGCCGGCCGCCGCUGCGGCCGCCGCGGCCACUGCCUCCAGCCUCCUGGGCCAGGCCAGCCUGGCAGGGGUAGGGGCCUUCCCCACCACCAUGUCAAGCUUCUCGGGCAACGACCUCCUGGCCAUCACGUCCGCCCUCAACACGCUGGCCAGUUACGGAUACAACACCAACUCCCUGGGCCUGGGCCUGAACCCGGCCGCCGCUUCCGGAGUCCUGGCGGCCGUGGCGGCCAGCGCCAAUCCCGCCGCGGCCGCAGCCGCCAACCUCCUGGCCUCGUACGCCAGCGACGCCUCCACCAGCGCCGGCCACCCGGCCGCCACCCUGGGAGGCUUCACCCUGGGCUCCCUGGCAGCCGCCACCGGCGCCACCAACGGCUACCUGAGCGCAGCGUCGCCGCUGGUGGCCAGCUCUCUCCUGGCCACCGAGAAGCUGACCGAAGGGGCCAAGGACGUGGUGGAGAUCGCCGUCCCGGAGAACCUGGUGGGCGCCAUCCUGGGCAAGGGCGGGAAGACGUUAGUGGAGUACCAGGAACUGACGGGAGCCCGGAUCCAGAUCUCCAAAAAAGGGGAGUUCAUCCCAGGCACCCGGAACCGUAAAGUUACCAUAACGGGCUCGCCAGCUGCCACGCAGGCCGCCCAGUACCUGAUCAGCCAGCGGAUCACAUACGAGCAGGGCGUGCGCGCCACCAACCCCCAGAAGGUGGGCUAAAAAAAAACGGGA